This is a messenger RNA of Cornus florida, 1609 nucleotides long. RefSeq names its product aquaporin TIP1-2-like. The coding region runs from base 561 to 1319 and encodes 252 amino acids. Lineage: Eukaryota; Viridiplantae; Streptophyta; Magnoliopsida; Cornales; Cornaceae. The record is from RefSeq and is a predicted model, not a curated record. Gene Ontology annotation, cellular component: membrane. Gene Ontology annotation, biological process: water transport; transmembrane transport. Gene Ontology annotation, molecular function: water channel activity. The transcript is spliced from 3 exons.
UUGGAAGAAAUUUUUAUUAUUUUUCAUUUUGGGUGCCAUUAUUAUCAGUACAAGUUCAGAACAAAACCGCCCUUAUCAAAUUCUUUGGUGGACUUGAAAAAAAUAAAAUAAAAUAAAAUGGACUGAUGUAUGAGAGUGGUGCCAGCACAAGUAACACUCGGUGGUCUUCAUCACACUCUAUAAACAAUCCAAUGGUCGGUUAAACUCAAUCAUUGUUGGGGGCCAGCUCCAAUCUUUUGGUUGGCGAUUGGACUUCCUCAUUUUCUCCAUCAACCAAUCUCAACGGUCCACAUCAUCCCUCCAGCCACGUGUCGAAACCGGAACAAAUUGGAGGCUCGCCUAACAGACGGUGACAAGUGGCUUCCACUUUGGCGUUCCUGAUUUCCCGUUAAAAAGAGCUGUUACCGGUUUCUAACCGGCUGUUCCGGUUACCUCAUACCUCAGUAUAUAUAUAACUCACUAAUAAGCACCACAAUUAACCAAAUAGAGCAUCAAAUAGACUUUCCUAAGCUGCAGACUUCUUUAGGAAAAAAAAAAAUAAAAAAUUUAAAUUUUGAAAAAUGCCAAUUUCCCGAAUUGCCAUCGGAAGCCCGGCUGAGGCUAGUCGGCCUGACGCUCUCAAAGCGGCUCUGGCUGAGUUCAUCUCAAUGCUCAUUUUUGUUUUUGCCGGCGAAGGGGCGGGCAUGGCUUUCAGCAAGCUCACCGACGAUGGCUCGACAACACCGGCUGGCCUGGUUGCCGCAGCCAUAGCUCAUGCCUUCGCACUCUUUGUGGCGGUCUCCGUUGGUGCCAACAUUUCUGGUGGUCAUGUCAACCCUGCUGUCACAUUUGGUGCCUUCAUUGGUGGUCACAUUACAUUGUUGAGAAGCAUUUUGUAUUGGAUUGCCCAAUGCCUUGGCUCAGUGGUUGCUUGCUUGCUUCUUAAAUUCGCAACCGGUGGAAUGGAGACAUCUGCAUUCUCCUUAUCCUCUGGCGUGACAGUAUGGAAUGCUCUGGUUUUCGAGAUUGUGAUGACGUUUGGAUUGGUGUACACAGUGUAUGCAACAGCAGUGGACCCCAAGAAGGGUGACAUUGGCAUCAUUGCACCCAUUGCAAUUGGUUUCAUAGUGGGUGCCAACAUCUUGGCGGGAGGUGCUUUCGAUGGCGCAUCCAUGAACCCGGCAGUGUCCUUCGGACCAGCUGUGGUCAGUUGGUCUUGGAGCAACCACUGGGUCUACUGGCUCGGCCCAUUCGUCGGUUCUGCCAUUGCUGCAUUGGUCUAUGAGAUCUUCUUCAUUAGCCCAAGCACUCACGACCAGCUCCCCACCACAGAUUACUAGAAGUUGAUCUCUCUGUUUUGGGUUUCUUUGGGUUUCAAUGAAGUGGGUGUUGGGAUGUUGUUUGAUUUGAUUUUCAUGAGUUGGUAGAGACAUUCUGGCUGUUUUUGUUUAUUAUGGUGAAUUCAAGUUAAGUUUGUUUUGUUUCAAUGGAAUCAAUUGUUGACUGUUGGUCAUUUUAUUCUGCUGGACAAUUUUAUGCACAAUAAUGCAAGCAAGAACCUACUCCAAUUAAUUAACUGAGCUCGGAGAUUAAGAUAAUUAAUUAACGGGUCCAUAAAUCACAAAUUGGC